AUGUCCCAGGACGUCGCCCCUCCAUCGCCACUCUCUCCAGACGACGCUGCCUACGAUGUGGGGGCUCAUAGCAGUGCAGGGUCGAUUUUCUCCCAGGACACAGUAGCUACUUCCGUUCAUACACUGCCACCACUUCAGACCAAAGCUCCCGACACGCUCGACUCGUCCUUUCUCGAGCCCGUGCUUGAAGACGAUCCCCGGUCGUGGGACCUUGUGGCACCGGCUCAAGACGAUCAGGACGUUGGCUCAUAUGCGCUGGAGAAGCGCUCGGACCAGUUAUUUAGCGCUGAGCAUUUGCGGACCAUCUUUGAAGAUCCACGACUGCUGCUCAAGUUCACCGGAUUCUUGAACUCGCACAGGCCUCAGAGCAUUCCCAUAUUGAUCUAUUACCUGGAUGCGCUGAAAGCCCUUCGCGCUAUCAAUUAUGCCAACGCGAUCGCAGAAGCGCUAGAGCCCAUCAAGGACCAAAGUUUCACGAACGAGCCAUCAAAGCCGACCAUCAAUGCCACGCUUCAAGAAAAGUCAGACCGUGCCUUCAAAGUCUUGGUACAAGAAGACCUGCCUGCGUACAUCGCACACACCUGGACGCAGGUUGUUAGCAUCAGCAUCCAGCGUCGGAUUACGGGCACGCUUGCUCCUCACCUCAGAGAAGCUAGCGAGGGUCUGGCCGAAGUCUUCUGCUUGACGGAUCCCAGCCGAACGGACAACCCCAUCGUGUUCGUCUCCGAAGAGUUCACGCGAACCACCCAGUAUGGCAUGAACUACGUGAUAGGUAGAAAUUGUCGCUUCUUACAGGGGCCCAGAUCUUCACCGCACUCUGUCCGCAGGCUGGCAAUGGCCACAUCCGAAGGCCGGGAGCAUUCUGAAGUGUUUGUCAACUACCGUAGAGAUGGCAGCCCUUUCAUGAACCUGCUGAUGACGGCACCUCUGUUGGACAGUCGAGGCAACAUCCGAUACUUCAUCGGGGCGCAAGUCGAUGUGUCUGGCCUGAUCAAGGACUGCAGUGAGAUGGAAGGUCUGACACGCAUGGUAGAAAAGGAACAAGCCAAACGUGGCGGAGCUGGCGAGGACGAGGAGGACCACAAAGACGAAUUUCAAGAACUCAGCGAGAUGUUCAAUGGCGCAGAACUGGACACUGUUCGUCGAUAUGGAGGACGUAUGCACAAGGAGUAUGUGGACGAUAGCGAUUGUGAAAGCAUACAUCGACCUCGUUUACUACUGAAGGACCCUAGUCAGGACAUUCUGGACAAGGAAAAACGUGCUAUUUCUGAGACUGGAGCUUCCAUGAUCAAAGAGCGCCUCAAUGGCAAACUCCAGGGUGUAUACCAGCAUUAUGUGCUUAUCCGGCCUGCGCCCUCACUACGUAUUUUGUUCACAUCCCCAUCUCUGCGAGUACCGGGGAUUCUGCAGUCGCCUUUCCUCAACCGCAUUGGCGGUUCAAGUCGCGUCCGUGCUGAUCUGGGCGCUGCGCUAUCUGAAGGGCGCGGUGUGACAGCGAAGAUCAGGUGGCUCACCCGGCCUGACGAAGACGGGGAAGGAGAAGGGCGACCACGCUGGAUACACUGCACCCCUCUCCUCGGACACUCUGGUACAGUCGGAGUAUGGAUGAUCGUUCUCGUGGAUGAGGAGGGGUCCAUGGCAGGUGGAUCGUCUGGGAGACGCUUCCGACAAGCGCCUCCUGUCUCGAGCAACAUUGGCGGAAAGGAAUGGGAUGCGGUGGCGUCCACGGAGCGACGAAAAUUGAAUGCGUACGACCAGACAGACGAGCGCAAAGGGAAUCACAGAAAGGUCGAGUAUUACAUGCGGCCAGGAAGUGAAAAUAGCCAAAGUGCGAGUGGAAGUCGCAGUCGCGACCGAGGGCCAGAGCCACCGCUCUUGACAAGCGCGACUGCCAGCGAGUUCUCGUUCAACCUACGUGGAUAA
Sphaerulina musiva SO2202 is the source of this 1923-nucleotide messenger RNA. RefSeq lists its product as uncharacterized. The record is from RefSeq and is a predicted model, not a curated record. Bases 1 to 1923 code for a protein of 640 amino acids. The transcript has 2 exons. NCBI's taxonomy places the organism in Eukaryota, Fungi, Ascomycota, Dothideomycetes, Mycosphaerellales, Mycosphaerellaceae. Gene Ontology annotation, cellular component: nucleus.